Molecule: messenger RNA, 693 nt
Organism: Thrips palmi
Lineage: Eukaryota; Metazoa; Arthropoda; Insecta; Thysanoptera; Thripidae
Product: ubiquitin carboxyl-terminal hydrolase 36-like
Exons: 5
Coding region: 1-693 (230 amino acids)
Biological process (GO): protein deubiquitination
Cellular component (GO): cytosol; nucleus
Molecular function (GO): cysteine-type deubiquitinase activity; cysteine-type endopeptidase activity
Source: RefSeq, a predicted model, not a curated record
AUGGCAUCCAGGCAGGAGCCUAUUCCUGAAGGAUGGGAACCUGUCAGUGGUCACCACCACCAUGCAGGUCUCAUCAAUAUUAAUGAGACAUGCUAUCAAAAUAGUGUUUUGCAGGCCUUGUUCCAUAUCCCUGCUUUCAUUACAAUAUUGACUGUUGAGGGGCCUCAGUGCAAGAAAAAUCCUUGCACCUCUUUACUGUGUGCUGUGUACAGCGUGUUUUGCGAAAUGAAGAAAAACAAAACUGUCAGUCCAACUGCAAUCACGUCUCUGUACCCUUUGCACUUCAAGCUGUUCCAAUUGGGCAGGCAGGAGGAUGCCCAUGAGUUUUUGGUCCAGUUUGUCGAAAUAAUAUCCAGUGAACUGCAAAGUAGGAUCCUGCAGCGAUUGGAAGGUGACCCUGCAGUGGACAUCAUACCUGCAACUUACAGGUGUUUUGGUGGAUUGCUGGGAUUGACAGGAAUUUGUUCAUGCAAGUCCAUCCAUGAGGUGGAUGAUUUUUAUUUGCACUUAUUUAUGCCCCUGUCUCAUGAUACUAAUUCCAUUCAGAGAGGUAUUGAACAAUUACUAAACGAAACAGAGGAUGUGCUCCAUGACUGUGAGGCGUGCAAAAAGAAAAUGGCUAUAUUUCACAAUAGUGUAAAAGUGAAAUACUAUCCCCAAUAUCUUGUUGUUCAAUUUCCAAAAGAAUCUUAA